Penicillium egyptiacum is the source of this 2010-nucleotide messenger RNA. The record is from the annotation of a GenBank genome assembly. Lineage: Eukaryota; Fungi; Ascomycota; Eurotiomycetes; Eurotiales; Aspergillaceae.
AUGCACGGAUAUCAUAAUCCCUCGAAUGACACUGCAGGUGCUGGUGGAGGCCAUGCCCCGAAAAAACCCUGUCUUAUCGAGACGCCUAUCGCAGGGACCCCGGACAACGGCAGCGAUUUCUAUAACACUCCCUUGGCUGCAGGUACACCAGAGAUGGAUACGACCAGCUUGAAUGCUGGAAACAGAGAAGCCGAACCUUUCGCUUCCUCCAAGCCAAACCAUGUGAUCCCCGGAUUGAACCUUAUUCACCAUUCCUCCGAACAACAAACUGGCUCGCAGUUGACCGAACACACAACCAAGCGAGAGCAAGAUGAACCAGUGAAUCACCAAGAAUCCGAGACAGAAAUAAAGCAGGAGGAAAUCCCGCACACCUCUCAGGCCGAGCCCUCCGAGGCAGUGGUUAAGGAGGAGACAGAGGCCAACCAAAUCAAAAAUUCGCCCAUGGAUAUCGGGCAAGAUACGCGCGAAGAUAAUAUGAUCGAAGUCACUGGACAGGCUGGCGAUGCCAACGAAGAGGAGCACCCUGAGUGGGAGGUUGACUCUUCCCCGUACGAGUCAUCUUCAGACAGCUCUGAUUCCUCGGACUCCGAUGAUAGUGACGAUGAAGACUACCCCAUCCUCAGCGCCGAGGAGCAAGCGCAGAUUCUCAUGCGGGCGGAAGGUGGCUCUGAUGACGAGGGAGACGGCAAGGGGAAACCAGGCGGACAACUGCGGACCGCCAACGAGAUCGAACAGGAGAUCCUGCCUGUCCCUGAUGUUAAGAUCACACCGGAGAUGAAGAUUGUGUUCCUCGGCAAAGUGCAUGCGGCUAUCGAUAACAAUGUUCUUAUUGAGGCCAAUACCUCUGGAGAAUAUCAGGUACUUGAGUCGGGCUCCCUGCUCUGCUCUGAUGAUCGCCAGAUUAUGGGUGUCGUAGCAGAGACCCUGGGCAGAGUGGAGAACCCUCUGUAUACCGUCACAUAUGCCACAGCCGCCGAAGUCCAGGAAAAAGGCUUUGUCAAGGGCAAAGAUGUCUUCUAUGUUGAGGAGCACUCCACGUUUGUGUUCACCCAGCCGCUCAAGGGCAUGAAGGGCAGUGACGCCUCCAACUUCCACGACGAGGAAGUUGCCGAUGAAGAGAUCGAAUUCUCUGACGAUGAAGCGGAAGCUGAAUACAAGCGGAAGCUGAAGCAGAAGAGACAAGAGCGAAAGGAAGCCAGAGAAGGCCCCAAAGGCAAGAAGCCAGCCCCAGGACCUUCAAAAUUGAACCAGACCGAGCUCAACUACGACGAUGCCGGGGCCGAGGAGGGCUACACCCCUCUUGCUCGCCCUACCAACCUCCACGAGAUGAUGAAUACUCGCGAGCCACCAGUUGAAGGCAACGAGCGUGGCGGGUUCCGUGGCGGAAGAGGUCGUGGCCGGGGUGACCGUGGACGUGGAGGACGAGGCAGAGGUGGACGCGGUGGAAGGGAGUGGGACCAGGAUCGUCGACCCCAGCAGACCAGCGGUUCAACCCACGAGUCUCAGCCUCAGCCUCAAGCCCAGCCCGCUGCUCCCUACGGCCAGCCAAUGUACCAGCAACCCCAGCAGCCAUACGGGAUGGCCCAGCCCUUCGCCGCGUAUGCGCAAUACGCACAGCAGCAAGCCCAGAACCCGCAGCUCGCACCACAGCAACAGCCGCAAUUCGGCCAAGGUGGAGCGCAGCCACAGAUGCCCUUCCAGUUCUCUCCAUAUCCGGCCUUCCAACAACCGCCGCCCAAUAACUUCCAGAACGCCCAACAGGGUGCUUCUCAAUUCAGUCCUCAAACCCUGGCUAUGUUGCAGCAACAACAGCAGCAACAAUUCCUGCAGCUUUUGCAACACCAGCAGCUUUACCAACAGUCUCAACAGCAUUAUCAACAGCCACAGCCACAGCCACAGCAUCAGGCUCCCCACGCCCAAGCCCCGGCUAUGAACUUUGACCAAGUUAAAGCUCAGCUGGAUCUGUUGCGGAACCUGAGCGGCGGGAACCAGGGUCAUCCUCCUUCAUGA